UACAAACAUACAUACAUACAUAUACGCAUAUAUAAAUCGGUGUGUCUGUGUGCGUAUAUAGAUUCUUAUUAGAACCCCCACCACUCUCCACAACAAACGCAGAGAGAGGGAGAGACUGAGAGUUGAAGAGGGACGGCAACAGCCGAAAGCCCCAAAAGCUGCGCUCUCGCUCUCUGGCAUCGAUCAGUUGUUCGCUUGGCGCUCAGCUGCUCGGUCCAACUUUGGAAAUAAACCGCAAAAUUGACAACAAACAAAACUGAAAGAAACAGAGAAAAAAAGUAACGCGAAUGAACAGAUAAAAGGCAUCGAGAGAAUCAGAAUUUGUUGUAAAUUUUUGCCAUUAAUUAACAAACGAGUUCCACGAAAAUACAUUGAGUGCCAAACGCAGUUCGGAAUAAUACAUAUAAAUAAAUCAAAUCGACAUUGUCGCCGCUGAUAAGAUUCUUACUUGUGCGCGCUUAUCAAAAUCCAUACAAAGUUUGUGUUUAGUUUGGUGUGCUUCGGAUGAUAUGUAUUUUCUGUGCUUCAUUAUAAAUAAAUUUCCGUCUUAAUCGCCACAUGUGUGACCCAGUUUAAAAAAAACACACUCGACCACACAUAAAAUAACAAUGAAAUUUACAUAUAAACACGGCCCUCUCAUGCAUAAUAAUUAAUAACAAACGAAAGGAGGCGCAGAAAAGCGAGAGGGGAAAACUUCAACAAAAAUACAAUAUCAAUUAAUUCGUAAACACCGCGCCGAGGAAAAUGUGUGUUUAAGCAUUUUGUGCAUUUAAUUUAAAACCUUCAAGGAAGUAAUACAAAACGUUUUUACAACAAUCCCCACCACACACAGCAUCCCUGGCUUGUUUAUAUACAAUUAAACAAAUAAUCUGAAAAGAUACUACAAGUGAAGUGAGCGCCGGGCCUUGGUGCCCCCCCCCAUUUGGAAGCUGUAGAAGAAGUAGGAGCAGGAGCAAGAGCUACUAUCCUAGAGCAAAAGCGGGAUUUGCCCGCAAAAAAAUACAAUGACAGAGAAUCAGCUGUAUCCCAUGUCAUCGGAAUUCUUUGACACAGGCUCCAACAGCAGCAGCAACGCACUCAAAUACGAUCUGUAUUCGCUGGGCUCCAGUGUUGUGGGUGCGGCCCUGCCCACGUUGACCAUCAACACGGGCUAUGGCAUUGGGAGUAAUAGCACCAGCAACAGUAAUAACAAUAGCAACAACACUAACACUAACAACAACAACAGCAGCAGCUUAAGCGGCAGCAGCAGCAGCAGCAACUGCUCCACGAGCACCACAAACACCUGUAACGUAAUGCUAAGUACAACGGCCAUAACAAUACCACGCAGCAGCAACCACAACCAGAGCCAUCAUCAUCCGUAUCAGCAGCCGGAUCUGCAGACGCCACGCCAUCAUCCCAGUCCUAUACACACAUUGCCCAGCAUGACCCAUCAACAGCAACACCAUCAGCAGCAGCAGCAACAGCAGCAGCAGCAGCAGCAGCAGCAGCAGCAGCAGCAGCAGCAGCAACAGCAGCAGCAACAGCAGCAGGAGCAACUGCAGCAUUCGCAUUUGACACUGGGAGAGCUCUCGGACUUUGGUUUGGACGCCCUGGACGCAGCUUCCCUGUCGCCCACUCUGCUGCAGGAUGUAAGCCUAAGUGCUGCUUCUCCAUUAAGCACUGGGCUCUACAAUGGCAACACCAGUGGAGCGGGCAGCAGCAAUGGCGUGUCCGGUUCUGGAGGCGGUGGUCUCGCUGGCGGCUACUUUACCCCCGACAUGAGCCAUACCCUCAGUCUCAAUGUCAGCGAGCAUGCCCUGCUCCAGGACACUGUCAGCCAGAAUGAGUUCUACGAGAUGACGCCCAAUUCGAAUGCCAUGUGGAGUGAUAUCAGCAGUGCCAUUAUCCAUACCAAACACGAGCCAUUCAGCCUGGACGAUGACUAUAUCUUUCCCAACGACAAGGCCGAGAUCCAAGCGGCCGAUCUGUCUGAUCUUAAUGGUGGCGACUUUCUGGAUGUCAUUGGAAACAUCGAGGAUUUCUUGCCACAGACCACAGUCUCUCAAAGUGUCAAUUUCCUGCUGUCGCCGCAGGCUCCGGGACAGGAUUCGCUGGUGGCGCCACCCAUGGAGCUGCUUCAGCAGCAACAACAACAACAACAGCAGCAGCAGCAGCAACAGAAUCAACAACAGCUGCAGGUUGGCAGCCUGCCCCAGUUGCAGACGCUGCUCACGCUCACCCAGCAGCAGCAACAGCAGUCGAACAGUUCCUCCACUAGUCCGUAUGAGAUCUAUCACAGUACACCCCAGAAGCCGCAGCAGCAGCAGCAGCUCUCGGCCAGCUUCUCGCCCGGCAGUCAGGCUUCCCAGUCGCCACUGACCCCACCGCCACCGCCGCAUGCCAAUCGUCCCCAGUACCAGAUGGUGAAGUCACGCAACAUGCAGGAGUUGAUCAAAAAGGGGUUUGCCAUGUCCUCGCCACCGGAACGCUCAAUUCUCAGUCAAUCCGCUGCUCUGAGUCCUGGUGGAAGCAGCGGUUUCGGCAGUUCCGGCUCUGGAAAUAGCACCGCUGCCAGUAAUCAGACCCCGGGAUCAGCCGUGCGGAAGUCCUUUGGCUACCAGAGUGCCGUGGAAAGCUCCCAGCUGAGCCGGCUGAGCUCAUCGGCGCCCACUCACCUGGGUUUGGAACACAUCUGGAUGCGUCGGGAGCCGAGACAGCAUUUACUCUCCACUGGCUCGCUGGCCGAGGCCGAGAGCUUCUCCUCUCUGAGCACGGGAAGUGUUCUCUCCCCGGAUGGCAUUGACUUCUCGCAGGACGAUGAUGAUGACAAUUCGAGUGAGAAUAGUGACAACUAUGAUGAUUUUAGCAGUGACAAUGGGCUAUCUGGGGAUGAGGAUGACACGCGCACCUCAACACCAAAUCAGUUGUCCAGUAGCAAGGGCAAGGAGCGUUUCUUCUGGCAGUACAAUGUCCAGGCCAAGGGACCCAAAGGCAAGAGAUUGGUCUUCCAGUCGAAGCUUGAGGAUCCGCAUGUGCUCAACGAGGUGACGGAUCCCGUCUUUAGUCCCACCUGCUCCGUCAGGGGCAUUAAAGUGUAUAAGCACAGCGGCAAGGCGCGUAAGGGCGAUGGCAACGAUCUGACCCCCAAUGCCCGGAAGCUGCAUAACAUUGGCAAGGAGCUGGAUAAGCUUAGCCGUACCAUCAACGAUAUGACCCCGGUUUCUGAGCUGCCCUUCAAUGUGCGUCCCAAGUCGCGAAAGGAGAAAAACAAGCUGGCUUCGCGAGCCUGUCGCCUGAAGAAGAAGGCCCAACAUGAGGCUAACAAGAUCAAGCUCUAUGGCCUUGAAAUUGAACACAAGCGCCUAAUCAAUGGCAUCGCAGAGCUCAAGCAGGCCUUGGCCCUGAAGCAUCGCACCAAAACUCUUGGCGAGUCCACCGAGGAGGUGGAUCAGCAAAUUGCACGCAUUUACGCCACCGCCUCGUCUGGUAUCCGCAUUGCGGGCGGUUCAACGGAUUUCGUGAACAAAGUGCUGGAGAAUAUGCGCGGCGGCAUGCCAAACGGAGGACUCGAGGAGCUGCGCAAAUCAUCGUAGACCAAAAACAGAAAAUGCAAAGCCAACGAACCGCCCAUCAAGAUUAGUUUUAACGAGCUUAGACCUAUAGAGAUGCCCCAGAAAAUAGCAGCUGAAGCCGAUGCAAGUGAGGGAUUGGAUUUGGAAUGUAAUUAGUCGGCGGCCAGCAAAUGAUUUAUUUCACUCGUAGAAAUCAAUCAUGGAUGCAGCCAUACGGAGAUCAUCGGGAGAAGCCGAUGGAACCUGGAACCCUCCUCAAAAUACAAAGUUCUGUUACAAUGUUCUGCUUGAGUGAUAUAAUAAGGAUAACCGAGAUAUAUAACUGUGAUUUAAUGAGCCUGGGCUUAGUAUGUUUUGUAUGGCAGGAAAUAGAAGGAUAUACUUUUUUUUGAACACCACAAAAAAUACACUAACAAAAACGUAAACAAAAGAAAAUGAAAAUAUUCCUUUUGAAAAUGCAACAUUAACAAAUCGAAAUGAAAAGAAACAAAACAAAAACGUA
Molecule: messenger RNA, 4053 nt
Organism: Drosophila serrata
Lineage: Eukaryota; Metazoa; Arthropoda; Insecta; Diptera; Drosophilidae
Gene: REPTOR
Product: repressed by TOR
Biological process (GO): response to unfolded protein; regulation of transcription by RNA polymerase II
Cellular component (GO): nucleus
Molecular function (GO): RNA polymerase II transcription regulatory region sequence-specific DNA binding; DNA-binding transcription factor activity, RNA polymerase II-specific
Source: RefSeq, a predicted model, not a curated record